AUGGCGUUCAUUGUUGACGUUGUGGAAACGCUAAAGCCGUCUUUGACGGUGACCUCUGUCUCGGUUCUCUUGGUCUUGUAUCUCUGCUAUUUGACCGUCUACCGUCUCUUUCUGAGCCCAAUAGCCAGAUUCCCUGGACCCAAGCUUGCUGCCUGGACAUAUUGGUACGAAUACUGGUACGACGUUGUUGCCGAACCUGAAUAUACCUUCAAGAUUGGCCGACUGCACAAGCAAUAUGGGCCAAUUCUCCGUAUCAACCCCGAUGAGAUCCAUAUCUGCGACCCCGAUUUCUAUGACACGAUCUAUGCUGGCAGUGGACGCAAGCGCGACAAAUGGGACUGGAUCACCAAGUCUUUUGGCGUAGAUGAAAGCCUGAUUGGGACACUUGAUCACGAUGAGCACCGUAUACGCAGGGCUUCACUCGCUCCCUAUUUCUCUAAGCAAAGCGUCCGAUCCCUGCAGCCCUUGAUCGAUCGGAAUGCAUCUAUCUUGAUGCAGCGGAUUCGACAAUUCGCCGAGUCGAAGGAAGAGCUAAACUUAAACGUGGCAUUUGCCGCAUUGACAAACGACAUCAUCAUGGACUAUGCUUUUGGAAGGAGUGAUCAUCGCCUCGAAGCCUCAGACUUUGAUCCAUCUUUCCAAGAUGCGAUGCUUAAAGGUGGCAAGGCAGGGCACAUUAUGAAGCAUUUCCCCUUCGUUAUGGAUAUGCUCCGCAAGCUGCCCGACUCCCUUCUAUUCAAGCUGAGUCCCGAGAUGGGAGCGUAUGCUCAACUGCAGACUAGCAUCAAGCAACAAGUCGCCGAGAUACAGAGUGCGCACCAGCUCCACGCGUACGACAAAACUAAUCGCACGAUAUUCCACGAGAUUCUCAACAGCAAACUCAGCGAGUACGACAAGUCGACGGAUCGGCUUUGGCAGGAGGGAGAAGUGGUCGUGGCGGCCGGCACAAUCACAACCGCGUGGGCAUUAUCAGUUUCGACGUACUUCACACUCGCCACGCCUUCCAUUCUCACGCAACUCAAGCGAGAACUGGAGACUGCGAUUCCGGAUCCCUCGCAGCCACUCAACCUCGUAGUGCUAGAGCAACUGCCGUUCCUAACAGGCGUCGUGCAGGAGGGUGUGCGCCUCAGCCACGCCAUCUCGCACCGUCUGCACCGGAUUUGCCCCGAUGAGACCCUUCACUACAACGAUGGCAAGAAGGAGUGGCUUAUCCCGGCAGGAACGCCGUUGAGCAUGACGAGCAAUCUGGUGCACCAUGACAAACGCAUCUUCCCGGACUCCCAUGCCUUCAAGCCCGAGCGCUGGAUCGAGAAUCCGCGUCUCGACAGGUACCUUGUGUCUUUUGGGAAGGGCGGCAGAGCCUGUCUCGGUAUCAAUCUGGCGUAUGCAGAGCUGUAUCUGACACUCGCCACACUAUUCCGGAGUUACGGCUCUGUUGAUGUCCAGGGAAAGGAUGAUGUCGGUGUUUUGGUGCUUUAUGAAACAACUGCGGCAGAUCUAGUCAUCACGAGCGACGAGGUGGCACCAGUGAUGGCGGAGGACUCAAGGGGGUUGAGGAUUAAAGUUUUGGCUCGGGGAGAGUGAAAAAAGGUGAUACGAGAUGUUUUUUUUUUUUUUUUUUU
This is a messenger RNA of Aplosporella prunicola CBS 121167, 1622 nucleotides long. RefSeq lists its product as uncharacterized. NCBI's taxonomy places the organism in Eukaryota, Fungi, Ascomycota, Dothideomycetes, Botryosphaeriales, Aplosporellaceae. The transcript has 4 exons. Gene Ontology annotation, molecular function: iron ion binding; monooxygenase activity; oxidoreductase activity, acting on paired donors, with incorporation or reduction of molecular oxygen. Bases 1 to 1584 code for a protein of 527 amino acids. The record is from RefSeq and is a predicted model, not a curated record.